AGUAAAUACAGUAAAUAGAGAAGUAGCAGUGACAAAUUUUCAUAGAUGAUAAUUUUUGGGCAAACAAAUAUAGCAUAAGCGGAAGAUAUGUUUGUCAUUUUACUGGCGACCGUAAACCGACGGCCAGUUGACUCGGCACGUAUAUUCAAAAACGAGCAUUCUCACCAAAGCGACGGCAAUGCGACGUGUUGCUCAAUGCUUACUGGCACUGCCAUCGCUAGGAGGUUUGAGGCUGCCCCUGCCCACCAAAAUUGCCUAAAGAUAUUGUGAUACUUCAAGUAACGUUCCGAUCGUAUCUUCGAAAAAUGAUUGAUUGUCCGAUAAGAAUAUACUUCCAUCACGUUUUUGUGUCCUUUAAAGUGUAUCAGUCGAAGCAACAGAGUUGGAAAUGUUCCAGUGAUAAUCAGCUUAUGUUGGCUCGCUGGUGGCCUGGUAGGAUUCUUGCCUCUGCUGGGCUGGCAUCGGAAACCUCCUGCUCGAGAUGGAUGUCUCUUCCUCAGCGUCAUGGACCUCAAUUACCUGGUCUUCCUCUACUUCGGUACCAUCAUUACACCUGCACUGCUCCUAGCUGCCUUCUAUGCGCACAUAUACCAAGUGGUGCUCAAGCAGCUCCGGCAAAUAGUCACGAUGCACCCAGAAAAGGGCUCAUCUACAAAAGGUGUUCCGCAAGGAGGGACCAUGAUACGUAUGCUUGGAGUUCAACAAACGAACGAAGUAAAAGCCACCCAGAAUCUAGCAAUCAUUGUCCUCUUCUUCAUGAUCUGCUGGAUACCACUGUACACCAUCAACUGUAUUUUAGCUUUUAGACAAGAAUUUCAUGUUAACGAAACUUUCAUGCAAUGCUGUAUCAUUUUGUCCCACAUGAACUCUGCAGGUAACCCGUUAUUAUACGCUUAUCACCUUAGAGACUUUAGAGCCGCCAUGAAGAACUUUUUUUGUAGUUUAUUUGAUACUAAGCAAAAAUACUGCGAUACCUUUAAGGGCCAGUGUUACCACGAUAAGUACAAAAGAGCUAGUUGUACCUCAACAUGUCAUCUCACAAGUACAAGAAGGUGUACCAGAGUUAAACUGUUGGAACCUAACAAGGUUACAUCCACUAUAGUGAAAGCCUCAACUACUGUAGCUGCGGCAACUGCUGGCAAAGCGAAUAACAGGGCUAUAUGGAACAUAUCAGAGCAUUCUGCGAGUUCGAGUAGCGAAUCCGUAAAAUCAAACGGAACUACUAACCAUGAAAGGUUGUUAAUGAUUAGACCUGCAACACCGUUUAGACCAAGGAAACUUAGUGAAAUUAACUCUGCUUAUGUAUCCACGAUGUUUGGUGAGGAUUCUGAUGAUGGAUUCAACGAAGAAGAAACGUUGCCAUAUCACGAUUACUCGCUGGAUGAUUAUCAUUUCAACGUGUUUGUAAGCAAAUCUAGAACACCAAAGAUUAUAUCACACAGCGAUCGGACAUAUUCAAAUUCAUCGCCACAACUAUCUAAGAGUUUGUUUUUUGUAGAAGCUAGUAGUUGUAGGAACACAAUGACAGAACUAGUAGAUAAAGAUGACGAAACGACGAAAAGUGGCAGCUUUAACUUGAGCCCAUUCAAAAUCGUGAACGUAUUUCAUAAGAGAAGACUGAAUAGGAGUCUCAGUGAUAGUGGAAGUUUUUGUACCAAAAGUAUUAGAAAUAAUGAAAAUAUAUGUUCCACAUAAAAAUGAACUUGAGAAACAUAUUAAACUGUUGAUAAAAAAGGCACUUAACAGUACUGUUCUUUAUAGCGCCAAAAUAAAAUUUGAGGCAAGGUUGAAUGCAGGGCGUCAUGGGGCUCACGUAUGAUUGUUCGCAUAUAGAACAGACAAGAAAUUUCAGUUGUCGAGGAAACAAUGCUGAUGAAACUCUUUAUUUCAUCUCAUCUCGUAACUUUAUUGAGUUGGUUAAUAACUAAUUGCUUGAUUAAUGCUCAAAUCUUGUACCUCCUCAACAGAAAUUCCUUGUUAGUUCAACUUGUUGGAGACCCCGUCAUCCUUGGCAAUACCAUUAAGCAGAAUGAAAAUUGAAUAACAAAUUCAUUCAUGAAGCGUCGCAUCAGUUACGAAUUUGGAGGACUAAAACGUGUAUAAAAUGAAAUUGGAAUAAAUAUAUUCACCUUAUACCAAUGUUGCCCAGCAACAAUAGAAAUAAAUUUUCGAAUUAUUUCUGCUAAUUUUACUCAGCUCUCUUAAAACAGUAAAUGAAUUUUUCGUACAUUCCAAAGCUAAAACAAGGCUAAACUAUUUGAUGUUGCAUUGUUGUUGUUAUCAAAAAUACAUGUUCAACUUUUAUAUCUAUUCUUUGUGUAACAUGUUUUCAUGUAUUUUUAUAUUAUACCUACUCAAAAGUUUACCUCAAAAC
Molecule: messenger RNA, 2374 nt
Organism: Acanthoscelides obtectus
Lineage: Eukaryota; Metazoa; Arthropoda; Insecta; Coleoptera; Chrysomelidae
Source: the annotation of a GenBank genome assembly